This is a messenger RNA of Nilaparvata lugens (brown planthopper), 663 nucleotides long. RefSeq lists its product as uncharacterized. The record is from RefSeq and is a predicted model, not a curated record. The coding region runs from base 1 to 423 and encodes 140 amino acids. The transcript has 2 exons. Lineage: Eukaryota; Metazoa; Arthropoda; Insecta; Hemiptera; Delphacidae.
AUGAGCAGUGAGGAAUUCAUUAUACCAGACACACCACCAUCUCAUCUGGGAUGGGCACCGAAGCGUGUACCACUAACAACGAUUUCCACCAACAAGCAGCAGGGGAAGAGAAAGCUGCACUUUCUGGAGGAGGAUGAGGAGGAAACCAACUUUGUACCCUCAAAGAAACGUAUGUGUGAGAACACCUCCAUGGCUCCGCUACUAGAGGAGGCAGCGGCGCGGGAUGAUGAUGAUGAUGAUGACUUUAUCGCACUCAUCAAUAAGCCAUCACCAAAACCAUGGAUGCCUCUCCGCGAGCUGGUGGAAGAUGUCCCACAUACUAUCAUCUCCGUGCGAGAAGAAACAAACCAUCAUGGCAGACGAAUUAUAUUAAAAAUAAAAAUCGCUUCUACAAAGAAAAUCUCUGAGGUAUUCAGAUAUUGAGAAAACCUCUGAGAUUUUCUUCCAUAAUUUCGCCCUGUAAAGUUAUUAAAUUUAAUUCUAAGUGUAAAAAUUUAGGAAUAGUGGUGAAGCAUGUCACCGCUACAUGGAGUGACAUUAAGAUUGUUAAAAUGUAACAAUCUUAUUCUCAUACCAUGUUGCGGUGAGAUGCAUCACAAGUAGUAUAUAAUGUAAAUAUUGUAGUGAUUGAUAAUAAAUUGUAAUAUUGUUUUUAUAAAAAAA